This is a messenger RNA of Thyridium curvatum, 1266 nucleotides long. RefSeq lists its product as uncharacterized. The transcript has a single exon. Bases 1 to 1266 code for a protein of 421 amino acids. NCBI's taxonomy places the organism in Eukaryota, Fungi, Ascomycota, Sordariomycetes, Thyridiales, Thyridiaceae. The record is from RefSeq and is a predicted model, not a curated record. Gene Ontology annotation, molecular function: FAD binding.
AUGCCAACGCCAAGAAUCGCCAUCGUUGGCGCCGGCCCAGCAGGCUGCAUGCUGGCUCGCCUCCUCCAUCUCUCUGAUAUUGACGCCGUAGUGUUCGAGGGCGAGCAGUCGCCAGAUUAUCGCUCGCAGGGCGGAACGCUUGACCUCCACACCGAAACAGGCCUUGCCGCGAUGCAAGAUGCCGGGCUUUUCGACAAGUUUUUGGAAAAGGCAAGAUACGACGGCGAGUAUCUCCUCAGAUCCAACCUCCAUCUGAAGCCCUUGAUGGUCAAGGGUACAUCAAAUCCCGGAGAGUCAAGAUUUGGAGGACAGAGGCCAGAGAUUGACCGAGCCGAACUGCGGCGCAUCUUGACCGAGAGCCUGCCAGAGGGCAUGAUUCAGUGGGGCCAUCAUCUCAAAGCAGUUUCUGAAGAUGGCACUCUCACCUUCGACCAUACUGUGCGCUCAGGAUUUGACCUCGUGAUCGGUGCCGAAGGAGCUUGGAGCAAAGUGCGCAAGGUCCUUUCCCAGCAGGAACCAAUCUUCGUGGGGAUAGGCGCACAUUCGCUCCGGGUACCGGAUGCAGCAAAUACGGCACCUGAGCUCUACAAACUUGUCAACCGGGGGAGUGUCUUCGCUCACGACAAAGGUCAGAUGCUGGCCGUUCAGAUGAUGGGGGACGAUUCGAUCAAUGUCUAUGCCAAUUUCAGAACAGACGACCCAAAUUGGUUCAAAAACUGCGGAUAUGAUCCGUCCAACCUGGAUGAGGUCAAGACACACAUGCUGAGUUCCGAUUCGAUCUGGGCUGAUUGGCAUCCAACCCUCAAACAGGCCAUAUCUUUGGCUGAAGGUCCCUGCAGUGCGAGGAGUCUAUACAUGCUUCCUGUGGGCUUCAAGUGGCCACACAAGCGAGGUCUCACAGUCUUGGGCGACGCGGCCCAUCUGAUGUUGCCCUUUGCCGGUGAGGGCGUCAAUAUCGCCCUAGACGACGCGAGGAAACUGGCAAGCGCAAUCAUCAAGGCCGUCAACCAUACGCCCAAUGGAGACAUAUCGGCGUCAAUUGACCGUGAAAUCGCAGAAUACGAAAAGGAGAUGUGGCCCAGGACUGAAAGAGUGGCCAAAUUGACAGAUGGAGUCACUCAGUUAAACUUCUUCACCAACGCUCCCCCGGAGUCUGUCAUUGCAGCAUCAACCGCGAUGCAUGUUCGCUUCCACACGCCGUGGGUGCUGCAUCCUCUGGCCACGGCGAUGGUCUAUACUUACUACUUCUUCAAACUGCGCUUUUAA